GUUCAGUGCCGUAGGUUUCAUUUUCACCUCCGCUUAUUUUAAAACCUCUCUCAUAGUCUCAUAUCCCAAGUUUCAAAUUUCAAACACUCAACUUCAGAGGAUUCAAAGAUUCAAUUCACCCACAAGAAGCAAACGUAGUAAUCAGAACCUUCUAGCGAAUAUCAAUCUCUUUGGUUCUUGUAUUUCUCACAUCGAUCAAAGAAGACAAUGAAUCAAACCUCGCACCAACCAAACAAGUCCGACUCCGAACUCCACUCCACCGACUACGCCCCGUACCCGAAGCUCGAUCCAAACGACGUGGCUCCCCCGCCGGAGAAUUGGACCAGCGUCCCCGUCGAAUCGCCGCCGACGCAGCAGCCACAACAUAUUCCGAGCAAUCCGGGUGCUCCGCCUCACGAAGCCGCUGCUCCGAUCGCCGGAAACGCUGCCACCACCAUGCCGGCGGACUCUAACCCUUACGUCUCUCCGGCUCCGGUGCCGACGUCUUCCGCGAAACUCAAGAUGGAGUCGGUGAAGGAUGCGCUUGGGAAGUGGGGGAAGGCGGCGGCAGAGGCGACCAAAAAGGCUGAGGAUCUUGCAGGAAAUAUGUGGCAACACUUGAAAACGGGCCCCAGUUUUGCUGAUGCUGCUGUUGGAAGGAUUGCUCAGGGAACGAAAAUUCUUGCAGAAGGUGGUUAUGAGAAAGUCUUUCGACAAACAUUUGAGACUGUUCCUGAGGAGAAUCUUAUGAACUCAUAUGCUUGCUACUUGUCCACAUCUGCUGGUCCAGUUAUGGGAACUCUAUACUUGUCAACCGCAAAGCUUGCUUUUUGUAGUGACAACCCUCUCUCGUACAAAGUUGGUGAUCAAACUCAAUGGAGUUAUUACAAGGUGGUCAUACCAUUGCAUCAGCUGAAAGCAGUUAAUCCUUCGACAAGCAAAGUGAACUCUGCCGAGAAGUAUAUCCAGAUUAUCUCUGUUGACAAUCACGAGUUUUGGUUUAUGGGCUUUGUAAGCUAUGUCAAUGCCGUCAAAACUUUACAAGGUGCAGCAUCGCAAGCCCACGGCUUCUAAUCUGCAUGGACUGAAGUUUAGCAUUUUGAGCGUUGCGUCGUAACGCAUACAAGUUGAUGUAGAUAAAAUACCUAUGAGGACAAUAAUAUUGUGAUGUAUGCUCUAGCUUGAAGGUUCUUCUUAACAUGGUGCUUGUGUGUUUUUGCCCUGGUAUAUCUGGUAUGUCAGAGAGUGACUGUUGAUUCAAAUAUUUGUUUUUUGAUGUCUUUGUAAUUUCACACAUUAUUUCUACAUAAGCAUUGACGUUGGUAAAGAUUAUUUUAUUAUUGUGGUCUCUCUUCCUAAA
This is a messenger RNA of Cornus florida, 1339 nucleotides long. Its product is annotated as GEM-like protein 1. The coding region runs from base 208 to 1053 and encodes 281 amino acids. NCBI's taxonomy places the organism in Eukaryota, Viridiplantae, Streptophyta, Magnoliopsida, Cornales, Cornaceae. The record is from RefSeq and is a predicted model, not a curated record. The transcript is spliced from 4 exons.